This is a messenger RNA of Zerene cesonia (dogface butterfly), 2522 nucleotides long. Its product is annotated as proclotting enzyme-like. Bases 272 to 2137 code for a protein of 621 amino acids. Lineage: Eukaryota; Metazoa; Arthropoda; Insecta; Lepidoptera; Pieridae. Gene Ontology annotation, biological process: proteolysis. The transcript is spliced from 7 exons. Gene Ontology annotation, molecular function: serine-type endopeptidase activity. The record is from RefSeq and is a predicted model, not a curated record.
CAAAACGCGCGCGCCGCAUAACGCGCCAUGAAAGUGAGCGCGAAACACGUUUUUUUCAAAUUCAAAAAAAUUCCAUCUGACAGACACCUCAACAUUCCCUCCAAAACCACACGGUGCAUUUUUGACAUAACAUUUUUUUUUUUUUAAUUUUUCUUUUGGUCGUGGCGUUGAACUUGCCUGUGAGUGCAGAGCCCCCGUUUCAUAAGUGAUUAUACGAUGUUACAAACGUUCGUAGUGAAAGUGUAGUGACGUAAACAUUAGAUCAGACGUUAUGGCGGACAUUGUGCGUUUAGGGAAGUGCCGUGCCAUAGAUACAGUUUUUUUUAUUGUUUUUGGUACCUCAUUAAUCGCACAACAAAUUAGAUGUCAACAGACCGCUCUCCACCCGGUCUCCUUCAGACGGAUAACGGAUGAAAUAAAACCAUACCUACAAAGGCACACGCACUGGAAUCAAUAUUCCGUACCAAGAAAAAGAUCUUCAGACUCGACACAAUAUUACCAAAAUAACCCCUAUAGUCAAGCAUAUUACCAUGAAAGAGAAUACAUGUCACCAGACCCCAACCACGAACAAUACCCUCAAUAUUAUGAUGGUAGAUCAUCAGUAGAUUUAAUUCAUUCAGAAAGGAUACAAAAUCCAAACGAUGGUAGACUACUCUCAGAUUCGGCAUUCACAAGAAUAUCUGAAACUCUGGGAGCAAUCAACACAGUUGGACAUUAUCUCGUCGAUGUGGUCAAUGAUAAUAAUGAUCGAAAAGAAACCGAUUCUAACCUCCAGCAAUUACCACAAGCUCUCUACACGAUAAGUAAAAAUGUUCUCGGGCGCAACGUAACCGAUAAAAUAGCGCCUAUAGUUAAGAAAGCUUUACCUAGAGUUUUACCAGAUGCUCCUAUAACAAAAAUAGCAACAGCUAAUUUGAACGAGAAUGACUCACGGUCGUGUACUACACCUGAAGGAGAGAAUGGUGUGUGUGAAGAUCUGAGUAACUGCCCACAAUUGCUCCUAAACCUUAUUAAUCUCAGGGAAUCAUUGUGUUUCAAAGACCUAUUUGUACCCGGAGUAUGCUGCCCACAUGACGCAGUUGUGCCUUCAACUACAGCGGUUGAAAAGCCUGUGUUAGCUACAACAAGUAAACCGACUUACUUGGUUCCUGUAACGACUCAGAGGCCUGUCACUUUGACCACCAAGAAGCCAACAACGAAACCUUCAGCUGUUUUGGUUCUGACAACGAAGAAACCGAAAACUACUGUCACUACUCCAAAACCAACCAGGCCCACUACAGUUACGACUUCGAAACCACCGUCUACUACAUCUUUUUAUACAGUAGCACCGCCCGUUAUAGCUAAUUACUCCAACAUCGUUGAUGUUAACGAUUGCGGUCAACGUGAGGACGAAGGAGGUCGUAUAGUUGGUGGAACUGAAUCCAAACCUGGCGCCUGGCCCUGGAUGGCAGCUAUCUACUUGCACGGGAACAAGAGGAGAGAGUUCUGGUGCGGGGGCACUCUGGUGGGGCGAAAACAUGUGCUCACAGCUGCUCAUUGCACAAGGGACUCGAAACAAAGGCCAUUCCCAGCUCGCCAGUUCAGCGUGCGGCUUGGUGACGUAGAUCUGUCACGUGACGACGAACCGUCCCGCCCCGUGACGCUGCGCGUGACAGCGGUGCGCGCGCACGAGCAGUUCUCUCGGGUCGGCUUCUAUAACGAUAUCGCCGUUUUGGUUCUAGCUGAAAACGUCCAAAAAUCAAAAUACGUGAUACCCAUCUGUCUUCCGCACGGCGAACUCGCCCGCAAGCAUUUCGACGGUUCAGUCGCCACCGUAGUGGGCUGGGGGACCACCCGGUACGGUGGGGGGGAGAGCUCUAAGCAACUAGAAGCUAAGUUACCAGUAUGGAGGAACGAGGAAUGCGACCGGGCGUACUUUCAGCCGAUUACUGAUACGUUCCUGUGCGCGGGAUACGCGAGGGGCGGGGUUGAUGCGUGUCAGGGAGACUCGGGCGGUCCGCUAAUGUUGCAAGCAAACGGUCGCUGGACUCAAAUUGGAGUCGUUUCGUUCGGAAACAAGUGUGGCGAGCCUGGCUACCCGGGAGUCUACACACGUGUGACACACUACCUCGGUUGGCUGCAACAGAACUUAACUUAAACAUUAAAUUUAAUUGAUAUACCUUAAUUUAUAAAUUUUAUUAUUUUUCGAUGUGGAAGGAAUUUUACAGUCUAUUAUAAUGAUUUUUAAUUUAUAUAAUUUAGAAAUAAAAUGAAACAGUCUGCAAAUACCAAUUCUACUAUUUAACAUUAAGUUUAUAUUUAAUAAAUAUUCAUUUAGAAGUCAUAAAUUAAGAAAUUAAAUGCUUCUUUAGACUGAUGUUUAAUUUAUUUAUCUGAUCUAUGUUUCAUUUUAUUGUCUUACUGGAAUAAUCGACUAUUGAUGCGGAAGUCAUUACUUAGUGAAAUACUAAGAUUAAGGAUCAUUUUCUUAUGGUGUAAUGUAUAUUUGUAAAUUUGAUUGAAUAAAAAAUUGUGAUAUUAAA